Messenger RNA from Daldinia caldariorum, 2565 nucleotides. Its product is annotated as fatty acid transporter. Bases 476 to 2401 code for a protein of 641 amino acids. The transcript is spliced from 2 exons. Gene Ontology annotation, molecular function: long-chain fatty acid-CoA ligase activity; long-chain fatty acid transmembrane transporter activity. The record is from RefSeq and is a predicted model, not a curated record. NCBI's taxonomy places the organism in Eukaryota, Fungi, Ascomycota, Sordariomycetes, Xylariales, Hypoxylaceae.
AGGUAGGAUUGGUAAUCAAUACGAGUUUAACAGAGCUAAGAAGUACACAAUGCCGUCCCGGGAUUCUACCCUUGCAAUGUUACCGAAGCCCGAUGUGUUACUGCAGUCUGCGGUGUAUGAACACCUAUUAAACCACUUACCCUUACCCACCACGUCACAGAACAUAGGUAAGCAAAGUUACCUCGGCCUGUGUACGUCUCUAAGACAUUUCACUUCUUUUUGAAACCCGCGUAGUUGGUCUAUGAGACAACGGGUCUGGCCUUAACAGUUUAGCCAUGAGCGAAGAGAGGGAGAGCAGCUGAAUGUGACACAAGCACAUCAAUUUUUCCUUAAGGACGCCGUUAAUAUUUUAAAUACUAUCUCAGUCUUAAAACUUAAGGUUAGUUACCUACCUGUAAUUACACUGUAUCUUGAAUUACAAAAAACCAUCGAGUAAUCCUUAUUGCUGUUAAUAUACGGCAAAAAAUAAAAUAAAAUGGCUUUAACCAUAGCCGCGGCCACCGCGGGCGGCGUUGCCCUCGCGGCCUACAUGGACGCUCGCUUCCACAUCAAGAACGACCUGACGCUGGGAAGCCAGCAGCUUACCAACGCCCUGCUGCUGAGGCACAUUGCCCAAGAGGCCAAGAGGGGCCGGAUGCUUCUCUACCACAUCUUCGAGGACCGCGCCAAAAACAGCAACGCGAUGGGCGAUCUCACGUUCCUCAUGUUCGAGGGCCGCGAGUGGACCUACCGCCAAUUCUACCAGGCGCUCCAGCCCGUCGGGAACUGGCUGAUCAAGGACCUGGGCAUCGAGAGGGGCGAGAUGGUGGCGCUCAACGGCGGCAACAGUCCAGAGUACGUCCUGCUCUGGCUCGCGCUCGAGGCCAUCGGCGCGACCGUGGCGUUCAUAAACAACAACCUGACCUCGGAACCCCUGCUCCACUGCGUCAAGGUCAGCGGCGCGCGGUACAUGCUCGCGGACGCAGACGUCCGCCCCCUGGUCUCGCCGGACGAGGACGAGCUCGCGAAGGCGGGCACACAGACGGUGUACUACGACCCCUCCUCCCUCGCCUCCCUUGCCGACGCGGAGCCCCUCCCCGCGUCGCGCCGCGAGGGCGUCCAGCCCACCGACCUGGCGUCUCUGAUUUACACGUCCGGCACGACGGGCAGGCCCAAGGGCACCGUCGUCACCCGCGCGCGCUACGCGCUCCUCAAGCAGGCCGGCGGCCGGGUGGGCCUCGGGCCCGGCACCCGGUUCUACACGUGCCUGCCGCUGUACCACGCGUCGGCGCAGUGCCUGGCGUGCGCGGCGUGCAUGCACGCGGGCGCGACCCUCGUGCUCUCGCGCCGGUUCUCCCACGCCACCUUCUGGCCCGAGGUCCGCGCGUCGCGCGCCGCCGUGAUCCAGUACGUCGGCGAGCUGUGCCGGUACCUGCUGAACGCGCCGGCGGACCCGCUGGACGCCGCCAACGACGUGCGCGUCGCGUGGGGCAACGGCCUGCGCCCGGACAUCUGGGAGGCGUUCCGGGCGCGCUUCGGCAUCGACGCCAUCUACGAGUUCUACGCGUCGACGGACGGCGUCGGGUUCCUCAUGAACGCCAGCCGCAACGAGUACUCGCGGGGCGCGAUCGCGAUCCGCGGGCCCCUGUGGCACCUGGUCAACGGCGCGGGGGACACCCGCGUCAGGAUCGACCCGGAUACCCAGGACAUCGCGCGGGGGGGCGACGGCUUCGCGAUCCGCUGCAAGACGGACGAGGCGGGCGAGGCUAUCUGCCGCGUGGACCCGCAGAAGACCGCGACGCCGGUGUACCACGGGAACCCGGAGGCCGGGCAGAAGCGGCUGGCCAGGGAUGUGUUCAAGAAGGGGGACGUGUGGUUCCGGACGGGCGAUGCGAUGCGGCUAGACGCGGAAGGGCGGCUGUUCUUCGUAGACCGUCUCGGGGACACGUUCCGAUGGCGCUCGGAGAACGUGUCGACGACGGAGGUGGGCGACGUGGUGGGCGCGUUCGCGCAGAUCGCCGAGGCGAACGUAUACGGGGUGCUGGUCCCCAACGCCGACGGGCGAGCCGGGUGCGCGGCGGUCGUCGCGGCGGAGGGGACCUCGAUUGGCGCCGAGGACAUAGCCAGCGGGAAGGGUUUGGAUCUGAAGGGGCUAGCAGAGCACUGUCUCGCGAACCUGCCGCGGUAUGCGGUGCCUAUAUUCCUGCGGGUCGUCAAGCAGCUCGAGUACACGGCUACGAUGAAACUUCAGAAGGGACCCUUGAGGUCGGAGGGGAUCGACCUAGAUGUUAUUGAGGAGGCGGCGAAGGAGAAUGGGAAAGAACCCGACACGAUAUAUUGGCUGCCUCCUGGUCAGAAGACGUAUGUUCCGUUUACGCGUAAAGAUUUACAGAAUCUUAAGGGUGGAAAAGUACAGCUUUGAUCUUAUAUGGAUGUUAUUUAUUCCACUGCAAUAAUGUAAUCAGAAAUUUUCGUUGUAAACAAGAAUAGUAAACUUGGGUGCUUAUAGGCGUUGAAAUACAGUCAUCAUGGAAUUUAUCACGUUAGGAAUUAGGUGAGCACCUGCCACCUAGGGUUAGACGAAAU